AUCACGUGCAUCCAGCAGAGCUUCAAUAAAAAAGUCAAAGAUCGACUAGCCAUCGCUUUUAUAUAUACUGUACUGUAUUGAAGCUGGUCAGAUCCCAUGGGUGGUUGCAUCGGUACCAGCAGAGGGGUCAAUAGAGGCAGCCGGAUGGUUACCUCUGCCACCACAGAGCCCCUGCUGCGAGACACUGAGAGAGAGGCAGUCAGUACACUGUUGAGGUACCUAGAGCAAGAGGGCAGCACAAGCUCAACCAUCAGUGAUGAUAGGCUGCUCAGUCUGUGUACCCUGGCCUACUCUGAAAACAUUGACCUGCAGAGAUCGGCAGCACUCUGCUUCUCAGAGCUCAGUGAGAGAUUGACAGAACCAAUCUCAGAGGGUGUGCUGGAGCCACUAAUCAACCUUCUUCUCUCCUCGGACAUUGAUGUUCAAAAGUCUUCGUCUCUUGCCAUCAGCAACAUUGCACUUCAUGGACCCCCUGAGAACAAGGCAGUGCUAGUGGAGGCAGGUGCUUUACGACCGCUGAUUGUCUUGCUCAGCUCUGAUUGUCCGGAGGUCCAGUGUAAUGCUUGUGGCUGCAUCACUACCCUAGCCACUUCUGAGAGAAACAAGAGUGAGAUAGUACGGCAAGGAGCUGUGGGUCCACUGCUCAAUCUGACCAAGUCACAUGAUGGUAGAGUGCAGAGGAAUGCAGCUGGAGCAUUGCUCAACCUUACUCACAUAGAUUCAAACAGACAGACAUUGGUGAGUUCUGGGGCAGUGCCUGUGUUUGUCCAUCUCCUGGAGUCCUCCGAUGAGGAUGUUCGGUUCUACAGUGCAGCUGCUCUUAGUAACAUUGCUGUGCAUGAGAGCCAUAGAAAGGAAAUAAUGUCUGUCAAGAAUGGACGAGUAGUGACCAGUCUUAUUUCUUUAAUGGAGUCAGAGUCGGAGAAGGUCAAGUGCCAAGCAUGCUUAGCAGUCAGAAACUUGGCUUCUGAAGAGGAGAAUCAGAAGCUGAUUGUAGACUUUGGUGGUCUGGUGGCCCUCUGUCCGCUGGUUAGAAGUAGCAAUGCCGAGACGGUCACAGCUGCGGUGGCGGCCGUGAGAAACCUUUCUAUUCACAGGGAAAAUGCUGAGGUAAUAGUGAGCAGUGGUAUACUGAAGGACCUUGGCACACUAGUAUCACAACAGGACCACCCUGAGAUACAGUGUCAUGCAGCCGGAACUCUCAGAAACCUGGCAGCUGAGGAACAGUCACAAGCAAUUGUAGCAGCUGGUUGUCUUGUAGGACUGGCUGACCAAUUGAGAAACUCACGAAAUGUCCCAGAGUUAGUGCUCUCUGAAGUCAGCGCUGCUUUGGCUGUUCUAGCAUCAGAUGCCUCUGCUAGACGACAAAUCAUGGAGCUGUAUGGUGGUAACUUUCACAAGGUCCUCCUGACACUAACGGAGUCCUCAUACUCAGAGGUACAGUACAACUGUGCCGGGGUGAUCGGCCAUCUAGCCAUUAGUGAGGAGUACCACACAGCGCUCUUAGAAACCCGACCGUCAGCAGUAGACUUCCUUGAGCGCUUCUUAAACGCUGGAGAAUCUAGUUUUGUGCACAUUGCCCUGUGGAUUUUGGCUCAAUUCUCUAAUGGAGGCAAAAACACACGAGAGGUGCUUCGUCGCUCCAGCCUCUUCUCCAUGGUCGAGCAACUCAAGACAUCCAGGAACUCAAUAGAAGUUACACAACUAGCUGAGACUUCGUUCAACAACUUAAAAGACUCUCCAGGGACAAGUGUUCUCUCAUGAGUACAAUGUACUUGUGUAUGAUAGAUUUUUAUCAGUGUGUGUUGUGCUUAUGUUUACACCAUUAUUUUUAUUUGUGUGUGCCUCAAAUUAACAGUUUUGACCAUAAUUAUGAUAUUGAUUCUACA
Halichondria panicea is the source of this 1889-nucleotide messenger RNA. RefSeq lists its product as uncharacterized. Lineage: Eukaryota; Metazoa; Porifera; Demospongiae; Suberitida; Halichondriidae. Gene Ontology annotation, molecular function: protein-membrane adaptor activity; protein binding. Gene Ontology annotation, biological process: nucleus-vacuole junction assembly. The transcript is spliced from 15 exons. Bases 97 to 1764 code for a protein of 555 amino acids. The record is from RefSeq and is a predicted model, not a curated record.